AUGAGCCGUAGCCGUUAUCUCAGCACUUCCAAGACUGAGUCCAUCAAUCAGUGGCUGAAAGGAGUCGAGAUUCCACAGUAUCCCUCAAAGCGCAAAUGUCAUUCACACUUAGAAGCAAAUGGCGCUAAGCGAGGGAAGACUACAAAGAAUCACACAGACUCCUCGCCUAGGGGGCAGCAGCUUUCAAAACCAACACGCCGGAAACAACAUUCACCACCACGGCCCGCGAACAAGAUGGAGUCCAACAAGAAGGCAAAGGCUAAGGCAUCUAGAGGACCUCCACCCAGAAUUAUGCCAUCUCGUAAAGUCAAGAGGGUAGCCAAACCUGCUAUACACCCUGAUGAGGCAAUUUCAUCCCAGGCCAGCUCAGGCAUAAAAGGCAAUCAUGGCGAUAGGAUAGCUGAUCUAGAGAACGAUGAUAUCUUCCGCUCUGGCCCAAGCGGAAGUAACAUACCGAUCUCUGGAGCUUCACGAAAAAGUACCCCUUCGCGAGUUCAGCUAGUGCGACUACAUUAUGCUAGGCCAUUCGUGAGAUUUCAGCCGUUUAGUACUGGUGAAACCCCAGUGGUUGUAAAGGAGCUCUUUGGGAACUUCGUCAGCAGCAAGAUGGCGCCCAUCCCUAGUUGGAUGGCGGCCCGGCUGAGGGCCCGAUACCCAAAUGAAGAUCUCUCCCUGAAGAUAAACAACGCCGACGAAGUGGCCUCAGCCCCGUCUCCUCAAGAUGAUGAACUCUUAAUCGCGUUAAUGGGGGCUUAUAAAAGAGCACAUAGAGCCUAUGCCCGCUUUGAGGACGAGGGCGGCUGGUCAGAAGCGAUUCAAAGCAUUCUACGAGCAGUUGUAGGCCAGGGGGAAGACAACAUCCUGGAAGUGUCCAAUGUCCAGUCGGUAUCCAUCGGACCAGCGUCAUUACUGCCAAGCAUCGACCAUCACAUCGCAUUCAAGAAAGUCGACUGGCUUAUCUCAUUCCAGAACCAACAUCAUGAAAUUGACGAGUUCAUUACAGCAAUUAUGAGAAUCCGACCAGACCUUCCUCUUUCUCAAACCGAGGAUGCUAUACAGGGAUACCAGUCCCAUUUUGUGGCAGUCGAAGCGAAGUCUCCAGACGGGAGUUUGUACUCUUCGAUGGUUCAGCUGGCAACCUGGAUGGCGGCCGGUCUUGAGAAGACCACACAGCUCCAACAACUCGCAGGAACGGCGUGCCAGCCAGCCUGGCAGAAGUGCGGCAUCCUCCCAAUCUUUGGAAUCAGCGUUGUGGGCCACACUUGGUAUCUUUUUGUGGCCACAAAAGUCGAAGAUGGCAACGUGACUCUUUACGGCCCAAUGGGUAUGGGGGACACACUGACCUCCAAGGGCGUCUUAGAGCUUUCAUCCGUGCUCCAAGAGAUGAAGGCCUGGGGCCUAAGUGUCUACUGGCCGUGGCUCCGUGACACCAUUCUGAAGCCGCUCGCUAAGCCCCCGACUGAAGAAGCCCCCUUGUAUUAG
Molecule: messenger RNA, 1482 nt
Organism: Microsporum canis CBS 113480
Lineage: Eukaryota; Fungi; Ascomycota; Eurotiomycetes; Onygenales; Arthrodermataceae
Exons: 5
Coding region: 1-1482 (493 amino acids)
Source: RefSeq, a predicted model, not a curated record